GAAUAUAGGCAAAGGUUUGUUCGUGCCAGGAUGCAAAACCAUAUUUGCUUUCGAAAAAGAGGGCGUAUUUUCCUCCGAAUAGGGCUUUGCGGUAGAAAUGCGAAGAAUCCCGCUUAAACUGAACAUAUCUCAGAAGAAGUUGAGGACUGAAAAGACCUGUUUAACAAUGAUGAACGCGGAUAUGGAUGCUGUUGAGACUGAAAAUCAAGUAGAAUUAGAAGAAAAAACACGACUUAUCAAUCAGGUUUUGGAACUGCAGCAUACACUUGAAGAUCUGUCUGCAAGAGUAGAUGCUGUUAAAGAAGAAAAUUUGAAAUUGAAAUCAGAAAAUCAGGUUCUUGGACAAUACAUAGAAAACCUCAUGUCUGCCUCUAGUGUUUUUCAGACUACUGACACAAAAAGCAAAAGAAAGUAAGGCGCUGGUAACCAAACAAUACUAUUGUAUUGCUGCUGCUUUUGUUUAAUUUUAAAUUACACAAGGCUACAUAAUACUGUAGUUUGUAUCAUCAUUGUAUGAAAAAUUAAUGUUAAUUCUAGACAUUUUAAUUUUUUUAAUGAAUUGGACAGUACAAGUCUGUAACGUCAGUUUUCAGCAACAUAGCAUAGAGAAAAUAUAUUUAUUACUAGCACAGUCUGAAUACAAGUGCUUUUGAAAAUCAGUUCUGCUUUUAUGGUUAAUGUCAUACAUGGCCAAGUACUGUAAUUAUCAUGGUUUUUAUAGUAUUACUAUUUGCUAGCAACAUAACACAGUGUUGUGCAGAGUGGUAUGAAAAUACUUAUUUGCAAUGAAUUAUUUGCAUGACUUCUCUUAGUUUUCAAAAAUGUUGUACAUACUCCAUCUCUUAUGCAUCCUCCUUCAGAAAAAAUCUAUGCUAAUUCUUCCAGAUGAAGAAAUAGUUUAGCUUGUUGAGUGGUGGAAGGUAAUUCUUUUAAACGAGGAUAUAAUAUAAUGUAUUGCUUGCAAAAUUGUAAAGAGGAAAAAGAGCACUCUAAAGCUUAAUAUACCACUCUCUGGAACUAAUAAAUUAUAAUUUUAAAAAUGUCUGAAAGUUCCUUUCACUUACUGGGCUGGUAUAAUGUUGCAGUUGAUUUAAGUGUGUCCUGUUUACAGAACACUUAGUUGCAUGGUAAUAUUAUCAGUUAUGAUGAUACAAGCUUAGGAAAAAUAAUCUUGUAAACAGUUAAUAAAUAUAUUUAUGAAUUUUCACUAGUUAUAGAUAUACAUUUACUGCAUAAUUCCUACUAACUUAUAACCACAUUUUAGCCCCACAGAUGUUUUGCCUUACAGUAAUAUAAUGAAAUUAGUGUUUUUCAAGCAUGAAAAUACUAUCUGCUACAGAGAUGUACCAAAUGUCUGUCUCUCUGAUACACUUCAAGCAGUUAAAUGUAGUAAGGCUUAUAUAACAUACUACUUUUCCAGGAUAAGUAAUUUACUUAAAUGCAGGUAUAUGCACAGUGACAUUUCUGAAUAUAUACAAUAAGGCUGUUAAGAAAAUAUUUAAUGUUCACCAAAGGUGAGCUGUGGGGAAUCAUUUUAUUGUCUGGUAUCAUUUAAACUUUGUUGAUAUUGCUAAGAAUGAAAAUUGCAGUCCUAAUGGACUUGGAAUAAGCAAUAAUUAGGUUUUUAGAAUGGGAUGUGGAAACAGUAUCAUAAUUGGUACUCACUUAGUAGGAGGCUUGAAAGAGAUAGGAAGUAUCUUUUAGUGAACUAUGUAUGUGUUUAAUGCUUUUUUCUCCUGAUGAAUCCCAGUAGAAAAAGAUUCUAGAAUUUUUUUCACUAUUCUAUGAGGAAUAUGUGUUUGAAACUUAUUUCACUUUCUCCAUUUCCAUUAAUCUAGUAAGUCAAACAACCGGCUUAAUUAGCAGUUUUCCUAUCCCCGCUUCCUCUAUGGAUAUGAUGCAAGUGCAACAUUUCAGAUUCAAAAAGAAACAUUUGGAUUGUAUAGGGACAGAAUUGAUUAGUGAUUAAGUGCCAUUUUAUCUUGGUGAAAUGCAUGGGGAUUGCUCCAAAUCUUCUUUUACACCACUUCAUACAUUUGAGGAAAGUAGGAAUAUGAAGAGAAGAACUGCUUGUGAAUAAUUGUGAGUUAAUAUAGAACAAGCCAGGAAUCAUCUAGUCUUGGGGUCACAUGAUCAAGAGACCUGAACUUAAAGACAAGCAUCCAUUUGCUCACAGGAAUUAUUUCUAUCCAGUUUAAGACUAAUUCAAACAGUUAGCAGCGUGAGAAAGUGCUAUCUAAAGAAGAUUGUUCAUGUGAUACUGAGUUUAAAUGUGCUUAUGAUUGUUUUAGUAAACAAAUCUACCACUGGGGAUUAUGUUCCACAAAUCUCAGAAUUUAUACCAAAUAAAGAUUUUUUGAGUGUAUUUUGGUCUGUUCUGCAGCUUUUAAAAUGUUAUUUGGAAAAUAAACCUUAAUAAAUAUUACAAUACUUUUUAUGAAAAA
Crotalus tigris (Tiger rattlesnake) is the source of this 2444-nucleotide messenger RNA. RefSeq names its product short coiled-coil protein (gene SCOC). Bases 98 to 415 code for a protein of 105 amino acids. The record is from RefSeq and is a predicted model, not a curated record. Gene Ontology annotation, cellular component: trans-Golgi network. NCBI's taxonomy places the organism in Eukaryota, Metazoa, Chordata, Lepidosauria, Squamata, Viperidae. The transcript is spliced from 4 exons.